AUGGCAUCUACAGACGAUAAUAAGCCACCGACUGCUUCGGACUUUGCGAAGGAUGCUGAGCCGCAAUUUGACCCAACUGCCCGAACACGCAAUUGGUUUUCCAUCCUUCUUGGUACAAUGCCUCCAUCCCACCAGAUCCUCUAUCGCGAAGACCAAUACGCCCGCCACGAGAAGCGCGACUGCGACAAAUGUGAAGAAUGGCGAGAUUAUAACUUAAAAUAUUCGCCGAUUGUCAUAUUCAUGCAAAAGAACAUCCGUGAUCUAAACGGAAAGCUCGAUGCAGAUAAUAUACGUUGCAGGAGAUGUCCCACACGAAUCACAGAAGAUGGGAAAAUGGUGAGGCAGGGUGGAGGAUUCAGCCCUGAGCAUGGAAUUCAAUUAUGUGCGAAUGAAAUGAGGGAUAGUAAACAUGUGGAGGAUACGUUAGCACAUGAAAUGGUUCAUGCGUGGGAUCAUCUAAGAUGGAAGGUGGACUGGGGGGAUCUGCGACAUGCAGCUUGUUCGGAGAUCAGAGCAGCAAGCCUGAGUGGAGAAUGUAGAUGGACGAGAGAGUUCUGGACGAGGAAUAAUUACAGGGUAACACAACAACAUCAGGAAUGCGUCCGCAGGAGAGCAGUCAAGUCAGUGUUGGCUAGACCAUGGUGUAAGGACGAUGUUCAAGCCGUGAAGGUAGUAAAUGAGGUUUGGGAUUCGUGUUAUUCGGAUACUCGACCCUUUGACGAGAUCUACAAGUGA
Messenger RNA from Sclerotinia sclerotiorum 1980 UF-70, 735 nucleotides. RefSeq lists its product as hypothetical. The coding region runs from base 1 to 735 and encodes 244 amino acids. Gene Ontology annotation, molecular function: metalloendopeptidase activity. The record is from RefSeq and is a predicted model, not a curated record. Lineage: Eukaryota; Fungi; Ascomycota; Leotiomycetes; Helotiales; Sclerotiniaceae. Gene Ontology annotation, cellular component: extrinsic component of mitochondrial inner membrane. Gene Ontology annotation, biological process: mitochondrial protein processing; mitochondrial proton-transporting ATP synthase complex assembly. The transcript is spliced from 2 exons.